AUUCCUAUAAAAGAUGACAAAUUUUCUCCCUUUGAGCUACUAUCAUUGUUUCUGGUCUAAUAUCAUUUUGUUUCGGCGGGACGGGGCUCGAGUGUAACGGAUUUAAAAUCACUUCCUAAACCAUUCUCCCGGAGGCGGAGAGAGGCACCUUUCCACCGGCGUCCGACGCUGCCGCUGUUCAAUUUCCCUAUCUUCUCAAGCACACGUGAGAUGGCAGGAUUUCAUAAUCAUCAGGGUUACCCUGCACAACAUAUUCCCAUGGGUCCUAUGCCUCCACCCAUGCGUCAUCCUGCCUUGUUAGAAAAAGAACUUGAAAUGCAACAUGUUGAAAAUCGGAGACUGGCUGAAGAUCGAAUUGCUUUGCAACGUGAAUUAGGUGCUGCUAGGGAGGAACUUCAUCGCAUGAAUCUUAUGAUAUCUGAUAUUCGAGUUCAGCAUGAAAUCCACUGUAGGGAACUUACUGAAAGGCGUUUGAAGCUGGAAGCAGAUCUCCGAGCUCUAGAACCACUGAAAAUUGAGGUUAAAAACCUCCGUUCGCAAGUUACAAAGCUUUGUACCAUUAAGCAGGAUCUCUCUAGUCAGGUAGAGACACUCACGAAGGACCUCGUCAGGAUGCAAGGUGAAAACAAACAGAUUCCUUCUUUAAGGGUUGAGAUUGAUGGACUGCGUCAGGAGCUUUUGUGUGCUAGGUUUGCUGCUGAGUAUGAAAAUAAGGCUAAAGUUGAACUGAUGGAUCAGAUUCAGACAAAUAAAGAAGGUCUUGAGAAACCAUCCACAAUCCAGCAAAGUGGUAUAGUUCCAUCUUGCGGGGGACUUGAUGUAAUUCAGCAGGUUCUAUCUGCCUCAGCGAAGAUAGCUGCAUUUUGUUCUGAAAUUUUACAACAGCUUGACUGUGGCUUAGUUCAAUGCCAAGCCUUGUUUUUGGCACCUACUCGUGAACGUGCACAACAGAUUGAGAAUGUCAUGCGAGCACUUGGCGACCCCCUUGGGGUAAAGGUCCAUGCUUGUGUAGGUGGUAAUAGCAUCCAGGAGGAUAAGCAUAUCCUAUCAGCUGGAGUUCAUCUCGUUGUUGGUACACCUGGGUGUGUAUUUGACAUGUUGCGGAGGAAAAACCAAUCUCUGCUUCUUGAUCACAUUAGAAUGUUUGUGCUAGAUGAAGCUGAUGAAAUGCUUUCAAGGGGAUUUAAAGACCAGAUUUAUGACAUUUUGCAGCUUUUACCUGCCAAAGUUCACGUAGUAGCAUUUUAUGCAACUAUGCCAGCUGACGCCCUUGAAAUCACGAGGAAGUUCAUGAAUAAGCCAGUGAAAGUGUUAGUCAAAUUUGAUGAACUGACUCUUGAGGGUAUCAAACAAUUUUAUGUCAAUGUUGUAAGGGAAGAACGAAAGCUUGAUGCAAUAUAUGAUCUUUACGAGAGACUAAACAUCACCAAAAGUGUUAUUUUUGUUAACACCCGCCUAAAGGUCAAUUGGCUAACAGAUAAAAUGCGAAGCCGUGGUCACACAGUCUCAGCCACUCAUGGAAAAAUGGACCAGAAAACUCGAGACAUAAUCAUGCGUGAAUUUUGCUCUGGUUCCUCUAGUAUACUUAUCACAACUGAUUUGUCAGCUCGUGUUAUUGAUGUGCAACAGGUGUGUAUUGUGAUAAAUUAUGAUCUUCCAACUCAACUAGAGAAUUAUCUCCGUCGUAUUGGAAGAAGUGGAGAAUUUGAAAGUAAAGGAUAUGCUAUCAACUUUGUAACAGCAGAUGAGGAAAAAAUGUUAUCUGAAAUUCAAAGGUUCUACAAUGUGGUCAUCGACGAACUUCCAUCAAAUGUUGCUGAUUUCUGAAAAGCUUUUUAUGUUUGUGAUAUAGGUAAGAAUAUAGAUCUUAUGGGAAGUUCUACUUCCUUAAAGAUAGCUCCUAGUAUAUUUUUCUGAGCGAACACGAACGAGGUGUUUGCAUUUUUUUAUGAUGCAAUUUUCUGGGAAGUCAGUGGUGACUACAAGUUUGCACAUAGGAAUCUCUCUCACCAUUGUCACAACUUAUUUGAUAUUGGCAUUUUUGUUUU
Molecule: messenger RNA, 2048 nt
Organism: Nicotiana tabacum (common tobacco)
Lineage: Eukaryota; Viridiplantae; Streptophyta; Magnoliopsida; Solanales; Solanaceae
Product: eukaryotic initiation factor 4A-9-like
Molecular function (GO): nucleic acid binding; ATP binding
Source: RefSeq, a predicted model, not a curated record